AUGGUGGGGUGUGGUCAGCGUUGUAGCUGCCAGAAGCUGCCGGCGCUACGCGUGCGCUAACUCCGAGGGUAGGCUGGCGAUGGCUACCGCGGAGGGCAAGCGAACGUCACCUGAGCCCGCGACCACGGAGCAGCCCGCGGAGCUGCCGGCCGCCGUACGCGCGAGCGUGGAGCGGAAGCGGCAGCGGGCGCUGAUGCUGCGCCAGGCCCGGCUGGCGGCGCGGCCGUACCCUGCGGCGGCGGCGGCCACCGGAGGCGUGGCUAGUGUAAAAGCAGCUCCCAAAAUGAUUGACACCAAAGGCGGCUUCAUUUUAGAAGAAGAAGAAGAAGAAGAAGGGAAACACAAGAUUGGAAAUGUUGUUCAAGAACCAGGGCCCGUCAUGGAGUUUGAUUAUGCAUUCUGCGAAGAAUGUGGGAAGGAGUUCAUGGAUUCGUACCUCAUGAGCCACUUUGACUUGCCGACGUGUGACAGCUGCAGAGACGCUGAUGAUAAACACAAGCUUAUAACUAAAACAGAAGCCAAGCAAGAAUACCUUCUGAAAGACUGCGACUUAGAGAAGAGAGAGCCAGCACUGAGGUUUAUCGUGAAGAAGAACCCUCAUCACUCACAGUGGGGCGACAUGAAGCUCUACUUAAAGUUACAGGUUGUAAAGCGGGCUCUUGAAGUUUGGGGUAGCCAGGAAGCGCUGGAAGAUGCAAAGGAAGUGAGGCAGGAAAACCGGGAAAAAAUGAAGCAGAAGAAGUUUGAUAAAAAAGUAAAAGAAUUGCGGCGCGCAGUAAGAAGCAGUGUGUGGAAGAGAGAAACAACUGUUCACCAGCAUGACUAUGGACCGGAGGAAAACUUAGAAGACGACAUGUACCGCAAGACUUGUACCUUGUGUGGCCAUGAACUGACAUAUGAAAAAAUGUGACUUUAAAAACAAUUUGUAUUCAAAUAAAGACCCUGUUCAAAUGAACCACAAUGCAGUCUUCAUAGAAACAACACUCACAUAGCAAUGCUUUAGAAAUGAUUGUGCUUAAAGUCCGACUAAGGGCAAAAUGUUGGGUCUGUGGGAGCCCAUUGGUACAGC
Messenger RNA from Acomys russatus (golden spiny mouse), 1069 nucleotides. RefSeq names its product XPA, DNA damage recognition and repair factor (gene Xpa). The transcript has 6 exons. The record is from RefSeq and is a predicted model, not a curated record. Gene Ontology annotation, cellular component: nucleotide-excision repair factor 1 complex. NCBI's taxonomy places the organism in Eukaryota, Metazoa, Chordata, Mammalia, Rodentia, Muridae. Gene Ontology annotation, molecular function: damaged DNA binding. The coding region runs from base 80 to 910 and encodes 276 amino acids. Gene Ontology annotation, biological process: nucleotide-excision repair, DNA damage recognition; base-excision repair; UV-damage excision repair.